Molecule: messenger RNA, 755 nt
Organism: Cheilinus undulatus (humphead wrasse)
Lineage: Eukaryota; Metazoa; Chordata; Actinopteri; Labriformes; Labridae
Exons: 3
Coding region: 1-663 (220 amino acids)
Source: RefSeq, a predicted model, not a curated record
AUGUACCGAGGGGGGAAGAAAACCAGCAGCCGCGAAGGAUGGAGCAGGAUUUAUCUGUUUGGAAGUCAACCAUCACUUCCUUCCAGCUCCCCAUCCAACCUGUCCCUCACACCUCUCCAGGUGAGAAACCAGCUCGGGAAGAUAAAGACCAGGAAGGCUGCAGGACCGAACGGCCUCAGUUCCAGGCUCCUCAGGUCCUGCCCAGACCAGCUGAGUGGGAUCACUGGACAUCUGUUCAACCUGAGCCUGAAAUUGGGAAGGGUGUCACACCUCUGGAAGACAUCCUGCGUGCUACCUGUGCCAAAGACCCUGCAUCCCAAGGAUCCUAGCUGCUACAGGCCGGUAGCCCUAACAUCCCACCUCAUGAGGGCCCUGAAGCGGCUGGUCAUUGACCACCUGUGCCACCUGGUGAGCUCGUCCAUGGACCCGCUGCAGUUUGCGUACCAGCCUGACAUCCAAGUGGACGACGCCAUCAUCUCCAUCGAGGUCUUUCUCACUUGGAGUCGCCUGGGAGCUUUGUUCGGGUCCUCUUCCUGGACCUCAGCAGUGCUUUCAACACCAUCAGGCCAGACAUCCUGGGGGACAAGCUGGAGCUGUCUGGAGUGGACCAACACCUCACAUGCUGGAUUGUGGACUACCUCACCAACCGCCUACAGUAUGUGAGGACCUGGGACUGUGUGUCAGACACUGUUCUCUGGGGCCCCCCAGGGAACGGUGCUGGUGCCGUUCCUCUUCACCCUCUCCACCGCGUUCCA